Paramecium pentaurelia is the source of this 690-nucleotide messenger RNA. The record is from the annotation of a GenBank genome assembly. NCBI's taxonomy places the organism in Eukaryota, Ciliophora, Oligohymenophorea, Peniculida, Parameciidae.
AUGUCGGUUCAAUAGGAAGUGAUUAAAUAUAUGUUAGUAGGAUCAAAUAUGGUUGGUAAGACUUCUUUUCUAUCUCGAUUUUGCGAGAACAAUUUCAAAUCAAACUAUGAAGAAAGUAAAGGAUUAGAUUUUAAAUCUAAAAUAUAUAAUGAUGGUAAAUAUAGGCUUUGUAUUUUUGAUACAGUAAUAUAUUAAAAUUUACAUAAUAGCCUGGAGCUGAAAAUUUGAGAUAUGCUUCAUAUGGAUUCUAUAAGUCAGCUUUUGGUUUUAUUUUAAUUUUUGAUCUCACAAGGUAAAACACUAUAUAAAAUAAUAGGCCUUAUACUUUAACAGAUUUGAGAGAUGAUAUGACUGAAAUUGCAAAGCAUGCAUCUGAAUGUAUGAAUUGAUUGAAAUUUAGAUGCACAAUUAAUUAUAGUUGGGAACAAAUCUGAUUAAUACGAUCAUCAUUAUUAUAAAGAAUCAUAAGAAGAAGCACAAAAAAUGGCAAAUGAAUUAAAUAUUCCAUAUUUUGAGAUUUCUUGCUUGACAGGAUAAAAUGUAGAUUUAGUAAUUGAGGAUUUAACAACAAGAGUUGGGAAUUAAAUGAAAAAUGGAAAUUUGAGUAAUUAGUCAGGGAAAUAGACAUAAAAUCGUGAAAAAGAUGAAUAAAUUAAAACAGAAGGAGGAUGUUGUUGUAAAAUUUUUUGA